ACCAGACAGACGGUCGAAUCAAGCCGAGUAGAGUGAGAGAGGGAACAGGAGCGGACCGAGUCCCACGUACCGCAAGUUCCGCAGUUGAGACGCCGCUUUUGCUACUCUAUAUUUUCUCCGUGCUGAAGCUGUUUUAUCACAUAACGCCAACAUGCGUGAGAUAGUGCACCUGCAAGCCGGUCAAUGCGGCAAUCAGAUCGGGGCUAAGUUCUGGGAGGUGAUCAGUGAUGAGCACGGAAUUGACCCCACAGGAACGUAUCACGGCGACAGUGACCUGCAGCUGGACAGGAUCAAUGUGUAUUACAACGAAGCCUCAGGAGGUAAAUACGUUCCGCGUGCCAUCCUAGUGGACCUGGAACCUGGAACCAUGGACUCGGUCCGCUCGGGACCCUUUGGGCAGAUCUUCAGGCCCGACAACUUCGUGUUUGGCCAAAGUGGUGCCGGAAACAACUGGGCCAAGGGCCACUACACAGAGGGGGCCGAGCUGGUGGACUCGGUGCUGGACGUGGUCAGGAAGGAGGCCGAGAGCUGCGACUGCCUGCAGGGCUUCCAGCUGACGCACUCCCUGGGGGGUGGCACGGGCUCGGGCAUGGGCACCCUGCUCAUCAGCAAGAUCCGCGAGGAGUACCCUGACCGCAUCAUGAACACCUUCAGCGUGGUGCCCUCGCCCAAGGUGUCCGACACAGUGGUGGAGCCCUACAACGCCACGCUCUCCGUCCACCAGCUGGUGGAGAACACGGACGAGACCUACUGCAUCGACAACGAGGCGCUCUACGACAUCUGCUUCCGCACACUCAAGCUCACCACGCCCACCUACGGCGACCUCAACCACCUGGUGUCGGCCACCAUGAGCGGAGUGACCACCUGCCUGCGCUUCCCCGGGCAGCUCAACGCCGACCUCCGCAAGCUGGCCGUCAACAUGGUGCCCUUCCCCCGCCUGCACUUCUUCAUGCCCGGCUUCGCCCCCCUCACCAGCAGGGGGAGCCAGCAGUACCGCGCGCUGUCCGUGCCCGAGCUCACCCAGCAGAUGUUCGACUCCAAGAACAUGAUGGCCGCCUGCGACCCGCGCCACGGCCGCUACCUGACGGUGGCCGCCGUCUUCCGCGGGCGCAUGUCCAUGAAGGAGGUGGACGAGCAGAUGCUCAACGUGCAGAACAAGAACAGCAGCUACUUCGUGGAGUGGAUCCCCAACAACGUCAAGACGGCCGUCUGCGACAUCCCGCCCCGCGGCCUCAAGAUGGCCGCCACCUUCAUCGGCAACAGCACGGCCAUCCAGGAGCUGUUCAAGCGCAUCUCCGAGCAGUUCACCGCCAUGUUCCGCCGCAAGGCCUUCCUGCACUGGUACACCGGCGAGGGCAUGGACGAGAUGGAGUUCACCGAGGCCGAGAGCAACAUGAACGACCUGGUGUCCGAGUACCAGCAGUACCAGGACGCCACCGCCGAGGAGGGCGAGUUCGAGGAGGACGCCGAGGAGGAGGUGGCCCAGGCCUAGACUUCUCUCCACUCUC
Messenger RNA from Sardina pilchardus (European sardine), 1508 nucleotides. Its product is annotated as tubulin beta-4A chain. Gene Ontology annotation, cellular component: cytoplasm; microtubule. The transcript has 5 exons. Gene Ontology annotation, biological process: mitotic cell cycle; microtubule cytoskeleton organization. Gene Ontology annotation, molecular function: structural constituent of cytoskeleton; GTP binding; GTPase activity. The record is from RefSeq and is a predicted model, not a curated record. Bases 152 to 1492 code for a protein of 446 amino acids. NCBI's taxonomy places the organism in Eukaryota, Metazoa, Chordata, Actinopteri, Clupeiformes, Clupeidae.